This is a messenger RNA of Macrosteles quadrilineatus (aster leafhopper), 607 nucleotides long. RefSeq lists its product as uncharacterized. NCBI's taxonomy places the organism in Eukaryota, Metazoa, Arthropoda, Insecta, Hemiptera, Cicadellidae. The transcript is spliced from 3 exons. The record is from RefSeq and is a predicted model, not a curated record. The coding region runs from base 1 to 555 and encodes 184 amino acids.
AUGGAUAAGUCAUCUGUAGGAUUAAAACACUAUCUACUGGUAUUGAGAGAAAAGCUUGCGUUCGCAGAGCCUGUUAUACGAUGGGUGUUGGUAUCACUUGGUUUGGAAAAGGAUGAUCCUAUAGACUUCGCUGAGGAGCUCAAGGAAUUUAAUGAUCCAGAAUAUUGGAAAUCUAUCAAAGAUAUUGACUUCGAAUAUGAGUCAGGGUCAGAAGUAGACGAAAAAUACCCUGAAGGUCCAUGCGUUGAUGACGACGAUGACCGUCUUGCAGGUUGCAAGGUCGCAGACAGGAUUAUGCCCGUAGGAACUCGUUGGACGGACAAACGAACAUGCAUUUACUACGAGUGCAAAGAGUUCAAUAGGCUUCAAGAAGUACAUUGCCCAGAAUGGUGCCCUGAAUGUCACAUCAGCAGGUGCAAAGAAAUCCCAGGAGACCCUAACGCCAACUAUCCUGACUGUUGCCCUACCGUGCAGUGUGAACCCCCGAAAUUUAGAAAUUUUGCCGAACUUGAGGCUAUUGCUGAUCAAUGCAAACAUCCAAGGGACUGUUGUUAAAGGGGUCAAAAUGGGCAAUCAAAGCAGAUUUGGGUUUCAUAGUUAUUUUUUA